Messenger RNA from Diabrotica virgifera virgifera (western corn rootworm), 2187 nucleotides. RefSeq lists its product as uncharacterized. NCBI's taxonomy places the organism in Eukaryota, Metazoa, Arthropoda, Insecta, Coleoptera, Chrysomelidae. The record is from RefSeq and is a predicted model, not a curated record. The transcript has 3 exons. Bases 115 to 2187 code for a protein of 690 amino acids. Gene Ontology annotation, molecular function: nucleic acid binding. Gene Ontology annotation, biological process: DNA integration.
UUUACCAGUGAGAUCAAACAUCAAAUUGAAACCAAUAAUGCCAAACCCAUUUUUACGAAAUCAUACAGAUAUCCUCAGGUCCAUAAAGAGGAAGUAAAAUCUCAAGUGAAUAAGAUGGUCAACGAAGGAAUCAUCCGACAAAGUACGUCGCCCUGGUCAAGUUCUGUGUGGGUCGUCCCAAAAAAGAUGGACGCCUCUGGAGAACAAAAAUGGCGAGUAGUAAUAGACUAUCGCAAACUCAAUGAAUGUACCAUUGACGAUAAAUAUCCUCUUCCUAAUAUCUCCGAUCUCUUAGACCAACUUGGAAAAUGUCAAUAUUUCACAACUCUAGAUCUGGCCUCUGGUUUUCACCAGAUCGAAAUCGAUCCCAAAGACAUUCCUAAAACAGCUUUCUCCGUGGAAAACGGACAUUAUGAAUUUACUCGUAUGCCUUUUGGACUCAAAAAUGCACCGUCCACAUUCCAGCGUGUCAUGGACAACAUUCUCCUAGGUAUUUUAAACGAGCGAUGUCUUGUCUACAUGGACGACAUCAUAGUAUACUCUCCUACCAUUCACGACCACAUUUUCCGUCUUACUGAAGUCUUCAAACGUCUUCGAAACGCUAAUCUUAAAAUCCAGCCUGAUAAAUGUGAAUUUCUCAGAAAAGAGGUAGCGUACCUCGGACAUCUCAUUACCCAAGAUGGCGUCAAGCCUAACCCUUCAAAAGUUGAUUGUAUCCAACGAUUUCCUGAACCGAAAACACCCAAAGACAUAAAAUCUUUCUUAGGCCUAGCCGGUUAUUAUCGUCGUUUUAUCCCUAAUUUUGCCAAACUCUCCAAACCUCUCACUAGACUACUUCAAAAAGACGUUGCUUUCAAUUUUGACCCAGAUUGUAGGCAAGCUUUUGAAGAUUUGAAAAACGCUUUAAUUUCUGACCCGAUUCUAAUUUAUCCAAAUUUUGAGGAACCAUUUGUUCUUAAAACUGUCAAAAAUCGGAAAUAUUUUAUCAUUCCCCUUCCUUUUGAUCCCGAAACGGUAGUACAACACUUAUUCUAUAUCGUUUAUGCAGACCAAGAUAAAUUUGACCUAUCGCAAAUCUAUUACGUCGAAAAUCAGCUCGAAUUACCAAUUUUAGAAAUAUUUUCGUUUAUCUUUGCCGAUAAAGAAAUAAAAAUCCGAAUAUGUCAAGAUGUCAUUAAAACCCCAGAACAAGACGAAAUACCCCCAAUAUUAGAUCACUAUCACCGUGGUAAAAGCAAUCUCCAUCGAGGAAUAAAUGAGACUAUACGAAGAAUAAAAGAAAAGUACAAUUGGCAAGGCCUCACAAAGGAUGUAGAAAAUUUUAUAAAAAAUUGUGAAAUCUGUCAAAAGGUGAAGAUAUGUAGAAAAAACUUAAGCAGCCCAUUAGUCAUUACCGAAACACCUAAAACACCAUUCGAAAGAGUUAACAUAGAUCUUUUCGAAUACCCUACUAGAAAUUACGCUCUAACUAUCAGAGACGAGCUCACUAAAUUCACCCAAGCCUACCCCAUUGAAGACAAAACGGCUAAAUCAAUUGUCAAUAAUCUUAUUGUCUUUUUCCAACACUAUGGCACUCCAUUACGCAUACACUGUGACUAUGGACGUGAAUUCGACAAUACUUUAAUGAAAGAUCUUUGUGAAUUAUACGACAUAAAAUUAACCUUCUCAAGUGUAGGCCACCCACAAUCUAACGGUUCUAUCGAAAGAUUUCACUCAACCCUAAGUGAAAUGAUAAGAGCCAAUCAAGCUGAAAAUCCCGAUGAACAUCCGUUCAAUAUUCUACCUUAUGCAGUUAUUUGUUAUAAUAACACUAAAAAUAAAACCCAUGGAUUUACACCUUACGAAUUGAUUUUUGGACAUACUUCUUUUAGACCACCCGAAAUACUUUACAAUGAAAAAGCCCUUAUAUCAAAAUACGUUAGGGACUUAAGUAAUCGUAUACAAUAUUUUUAUAAAGUGGCACGAGCCAAGACCGAAAGACAAAAAGAAAAAGCUAAAGAGAGAUUCGAUCAGCACGUGUCAUCAAACCCUCCAGAAUAUAAAAUAGGUGAUAAAGUUUACGUCAAAGAAUCGCAGAUUAAAGACAAAUCCCAAAAUAAAUUUAAUGGCCCUUUCGAAAUACAAGAAAUCCACAUUCCUCGGACUGAUUCCAGUCAUCUACCCCCAGUAUACGUUAACCCCAAUUAA